AGCAAAUUUAAGCAACUUGGAGGUUCUUAUCUUGGGAGUUAAUCAUUUUGGUGGAUGACUACCAUUGCAAGAAUUUUGUGCAUUGAAGAAGCUUGAAGUGUUAGAUCUAUCUUACAAUUACUUUGAAGGGAUCCUACCUCCAUGCAUAAACAAUAUGACAUCUCUUGUGGUGUUAGAUAUUUCCAAUAACCAAUUUAAUGGAAUUGCUUCAUCAUCAUAUGUAGAAGCCAACCAGACAAGUCUCAAGUACAUUGAUUUUAGUUAUAACCAGUUUGUGGGCAUAGUCUCAUUCAACUUAUUUGCCAAUUACUCUAAGCUUGAGGUUCUUAGAUUCAAUGGCCAAAACAACAAAAUGGAAAUAGAAACUGAAGGUUCUAUGGGGUGGUACCCUUUGUUUCAGCUGAAGAUCAUUGAAUUGUCUAACUGUAGGCUGAACAAGCAGACCAGCAGUUUUCCAAAAUUUCUUCAUGCCCAGAAUGAACUAGAUACAGUUACUCUUUCUCAUAAUAAGUUGAAAGGAAGCUUUCCGAAUUGGUUGGUUGAAAACAAUACAAGAUUACACUUGCUAGAUCUUCGAAAUAACUCUUUUGUUGGUCAGUUAUAUUUAUCAACAUUGAUCCACACGAAUAUGAUCUGGAUGGAUGUCUCAAGCAAUCACUUGGAAGGAAAACUUCAAGAAAAUAUUGGCAAGAUUUUUCCAAAUUUAGUAUAUCUAAAUCUUUCCAAUAAUAAUCUUGAAGGUAAUCUUCCUUCCUCAAUUGGUGGGAUGCUUUAUUUGGAGGUAUUAGAUGUUUCUUCCAAUAAUUUCUCAGGUGGAGUCCCAAGAGAAUUAAAUACAGGUUGCUUGUCAUUGAGUAUUUUGAACCUUGCUCACAACAGCUUCAACGGUGCAAUUUUCAUUGGGACAAACCAGGAAGUUCUGCAGAUGAAUGAUAACCAAUUCACAAGUAUCACACCAGUACAUAAUUCAACAAUUCACCUAUCAUAUUUAGAUAUCAGCAACAACAGAAUUUCAGAUACUAUCCCCCGAUGGCUUGGGAACACGUCAUACUUGAGAACUCUUGUUAUGGCUGACAAUAGUUUUUAUGGUCCGAUCCCAUGUGAACUAAGUAUGACAGGUACGUUAGACCUUUCUCAUAACUUAUUUACAGGAUCGUUACCUUUUUGCUUGAAUCUACCAAAGCUUGAGCACCUAUAUUUGCAAGGGAACAAAUUCACAGGAUCAAUACCAAAAGUUCUUUUCAAUUCCACAUCUCUUUUAACAUUGGAUAUUGGAGAUAACAACUUUACAGGCAGCAUCUCUGUUGAAAUCAAACAACUUCAAAGCUUAAAAGUACUUUUGUUGAGUAGCAAUCAUUUCACUGGUAUAAUUCCGAAUCAGUUGUGCUUGUUAAGAAUGAUAAGCAUAAUGGAUCUUUCCAAGAAUACUUUUUCUGGGACCAUACCACAAUGCCUCCAUGACAUAUAUUUUGGGAAGACAGCGGCACCUAGUGUUGACUAUUUUAGUGGAAAAGUUGAUCAUAUUGGUUGGGGUAUAGAACCAACUUACACCUAUAAAGGUUUCUCAGAUUGGGAUAGUAACUCUUAUCGAUAUCUUAAAUAUGUUGAUGUAGAAGUGGAGAUCGAGUUUGUAACAAAAUAUAGGCAUAGUUCUUAUAAGGGUUCUAUCCUUGGUUACAUGUCUGGAUUGGACUUGUCAUGCAACAAACUAACAGGUGGCAUCCCAUUAGAAUUGGGACAAAUAUCUUCAUUGCAUGCACUGAACUUAUCUUAUAAUCAGUUGACUGGUACAAUUCCUGAAUCAUUUUCAAAGUUGACUCCCUUGGAAAGUCUAGAUCUCUCUCAUAAUAGUUUGAGUGGAGAAAUUCCUUCAACACUGAUUGAUCUAACCUUUCUUGAGGUAUUCAGUGUGGCCAACAACAACUUAUCAGGUAAAGUUCCAGAUAUGAAAGCACAAUUUGCAACAUUUGAGAAAAGCAGUUAUGAAGGAAACCUAUUUCUUUGCGGACCACCACUAGAUAAAAGUUGCGGCAAAGUAGAUGUGUCAUAUCCAACACAACCACAGUCUUCAAAUGCAAGUGACAAAAAAUGGUAUGAAGUAGAUCCUGUGGUCUUCCAUACAAGCUUCUUAGUAACUUACAUCAUUUUCUUUUUUAGUGUCAUCAGUCUUGUUUAUAUUAAUCCUUAUUGGUUGCAAAGGUGCUACAACUUGAUUGAAGAUCUCAUAUUUGAUGGUUAUUAUUUUGUUAUUUGGAAGCUUAAAAAAUUUCUAUGUAUGUAGAUACACUAACUUUCUAGUAGUAUCUUUAAUGAUAGUAACAAUGGUCAAUUAUCAAUGAAUUUAUUUUUAAUAAUUAGUUAUUGGACUGAAAUGUGAAGGAGGUAAAUUAGUGACUUAUAUACUCGUAUUACUAUUAUAUAUUUUAUUU
Molecule: messenger RNA, 2429 nt
Organism: Juglans regia (Persian walnut)
Lineage: Eukaryota; Viridiplantae; Streptophyta; Magnoliopsida; Fagales; Juglandaceae
Product: receptor-like protein 1
Exons: 2
Coding region: 155-2281 (708 amino acids)
Cellular component (GO): plasma membrane
Molecular function (GO): protein binding
Source: RefSeq, a predicted model, not a curated record